Daphnia carinata is the source of this 670-nucleotide messenger RNA. RefSeq names its product nuclear transcription factor Y subunit beta-like. Bases 1 to 600 code for a protein of 199 amino acids. The record is from RefSeq and is a predicted model, not a curated record. The transcript has 3 exons. NCBI's taxonomy places the organism in Eukaryota, Metazoa, Arthropoda, Branchiopoda, Diplostraca, Daphniidae.
AUGUCGGCACAGUGGCGUACCAAGCUGGGUCGACUACUCGGGGUUCAACUUGAACAGAGGGAGCCUCCAGGACAGGUGGAGCAUCCAGAGCAUCUGAAGCAACCGCCUUCUUCUUCUUCUUGCGAUUUCGCUUCUUCUUCUCAGUUCCAGAAACAACUUCAGAAGGAACAGGGGCCUCAGCAGCCGAAGCUACAACGGGAGGCACCACUUCAUCCUCAUCAGCGGCUUCAACAACCUCUGCAGCAACAGGAAGGUGUUCAAUCACCUCAUCAACAUCUUCCUCAACGGCCUCUACGUCAACGACCGGAGCAACUUCAACAACCUCUGCGACAGCAGGAACUUCAACUACUUCGUCUGGAAGCACAUUUGCUGCACCAACAGACGAAGCGGCUUCAACGACCUCUGCAGCAAGGACUUCAACAGCCACAUCGGGAACUUCCUCAACUGCGUCUUGACAUGGAGCGUCUUGAACAGCCUCGGCAGCAGGAACUUCCACGACUUUCGGAGCCUCAAUGGAUACAGGACUCUUUCGUCCCAGCACAGGUCGAAACGGCUGGCCAUAGUGGCUUUGCGGAACAGGUCUGGCACGGAAAGGUUUAGCCAAUUCCUGAACGGGGGGAGAUGAUUUGAAGGACGUCGCACCGGUGACAGUGGGCGAUUUCGUCUUCAA